AUGCCUCCCAUCACUACUCCAUUCGGGCACGCCGUGCCGCCCGUGCGACCUCACGCCGUGACGGUGCAUAUGCCCUCCUGGUCGGACGUGGAGCGCCUGAGCGCCGAUCCGCCCAGUGUGAUCGCCGAGUUCACAAACGCGUACCCGCGCAUGAAGCCGCACCGGUUGAUUGCCUCAUUGACAGAAAAAACCCUCCAAUACCUGCAGCUGGACACCUCCUCCGCAGCGUUUGUGUUUGGAUCGCUGCAGUCGGCGCGACAGUGCAUCGAGUACGCGACGGACCGCCGCAGAGACGACGGCGGCGGCGCCAAGAAGCCCGUCCCCGCAGGCGAGAUUGGGAUCCGCGCCGUGCGGGCGAAAGACGUCUUUUUCCUGGUUGUGUUUCCCGUGGAAUCCGUCUCGGUCGUGGCGGGCUUCUUCUCGCAUGUCGGCGUCGGGGUUUCGUCGCGGUUUGCAGAGGCGAAUCUGGGCCAUCUCGACCGGUUGGAGGAGGUCGAACUGACGGAAGAAGCCACAGAGGGAGCGUUUUCAUCGCCGGCGCAUGGCGAGCUCAAGGAACGCAUCGUCUACCAUCUCAAUCGGUCGCCGCUGAAUGACUCGCCCCGGCCGUCGGUCGAGGACGUGUUCCUGUUCCCGACGGGGAUGGGCGCCAUCUGCAAAUCGCAUCUGUACCUGCUGCAGCACCGGCCGGGAGUCAAUGUGAUCUUCGGGAUGGUGUUUGCCAACACCAUCACUGCGUUUGAGGAUAUCGGGCAGGGGUGCAAGCUGUUCGGCAAGGCCGACGACGCCGAUCUGAUCGCCCUCGAGGCCUUUCUCCACGAGGAGCAAUCCCACGGCCGAACCGUGCAGGCCAUCUGGACCGAGUUUCCCGGCAACCCGCUGCUGGCGGCGCCGGACCUGACGAAACUGCACGCCCUGGCCCGCCGGUACUCGACGCUGCUGGUGGUCGACGACACGGUCGGCAGCUUCGCCAACGUGGACGUGCUGCCCUGCGCCGACCUGGUGAUCACCUCGCUGACCAAGUCGUUCAACGGCUACGCCGACGCCAUGGGCGGCAGCGUGGUCUUGAACCCUGCCUCGCCGCACUACCACGCCCUCAAACCCCUGUACGAGAGAGAGUACGUGCCGGAGAUGUACGUGACCGACGCGCAGACCAUCGCCGCCAAUAGCCAGGACUACCUUGUGCGCACGACGACCAUGAACGCCAACACCCUCGCCCUGGUGCAAUACCUGCAGACCUGCGCGGAGGACCCGACCAGCCCCGUCGAGAAGGUGUUCCAUCCGUCCCUGAACGCGUCGGGCAAGUAUUACGCAGAGUACAUGCGGAGACCGGUCCAAGGCGAGGAGUUUCGCCCCGGUUAUGGCGGGCUGUUCAGUGUCGAGCUGCGCGAUCUGCCCUCCACGAUUGCGUUCUACGAAGGGCUGAACGUGCACAAGGGGCCACAUCUGGGCUUGCCGGUCACCCUCGAGAUGGCCUAUACGCAGGUGCUCUUCGGCAAGAAGCUCGACUGGGCGGCUGAGCAGGGCUUGAAGCCGACGCAGAUCCGGAUUGCCGUCGGCCUGGAGGAGAGGGAGCUUCUUUUGGAUACUUUCCGGACGGCAGUCGCUGCUAGUCGAUAG
Molecule: messenger RNA, 1620 nt
Organism: Penicilliopsis zonata CBS 506.65
Lineage: Eukaryota; Fungi; Ascomycota; Eurotiomycetes; Eurotiales; Aspergillaceae
Exons: 1
Coding region: 1-1620 (539 amino acids)
Biological process (GO): transsulfuration
Molecular function (GO): pyridoxal phosphate binding; cystathionine gamma-synthase activity
Source: RefSeq, a predicted model, not a curated record